This is a messenger RNA of Parasteatoda tepidariorum (common house spider), 5243 nucleotides long. Lineage: Eukaryota; Metazoa; Arthropoda; Arachnida; Araneae; Theridiidae. The record is from RefSeq and is a predicted model, not a curated record.
UGCGACCCCCGCAGAUCGAUACCUUACACCGUCAUUAAAGAGCGUGAUGGUGGACUGCGCAUGCGCCGAAGCGACUAACUCUUGAGCCGAGGUUUACUCGGGUUCUCCCCAGUCGCUAGUACAAAGUUCACAAAAACAUACAUCUGCUUGCGUCCAAAGAUCUUCGAUUAUUGUUGUUUUAUUUUUUGUUCUUCACUCUUAAAACUUCAUCCUGUACUUGAAGAGAACUUUUGCGACCAUCAGAUAGUUUUCUGUAGAUUAGUUUCCACUGCGAAUCUUGUAUUGUAAAGGAAAAAACAACCAUCCAGGGGUUCAAAGAUAACUGGAGAAGAUCGGUCGUUUCUUUUGACAAACUAGGAUGUUCUUCCCAAACGUUGCCACUUCGACGUUUUGAAACUCUGGAUCUUUUCUUCCAUUGUUCACAGAUUUUUCUGAUGUUGACUGAAGUAUAACAUCGUUUUCUGGACCCAAAAACAAACAUCAAGAGAGGUUUCAAGUUGAUAUAAAUGAGCAAGGUUGACGACUCUCGUCCAAAUACAAGAUCAAGAGGUCCUGCAGGCUCAUCUCAAGAAGCUAUUAGUUGUCCUACUAGAGGUUGCAAUGGGUCUGGUCACAUCAAUGGGAAAUUUACCAAACACAGAACGGUGGCCGGCUGUCCGUUGGCGGCCAAGAAACGAAAAUUGCUGGACAGUUCGAGUAAUGAAUUCUCAGUAUCAAAGACAAGAAGGUCUGAACAGAGGCGAUCGACCUCCUCCGACAGUUCCAAAGUCAAUCAAGAAGCGGAGAAAAAGCCAGUCACAGCCAGCAACAGCCAGCCAACCAGCGACACCAAGAGAAACGAAAAAGUAAACAGUCGCAAGAAUGCCCAAGAAACUUCCCAAAGCAAACCGAGUGGACUGGUCAACGGUACGACGUCAAAUAAAAACAACGCCAAAGAUAGCCAAGAUUCCAAAACGGAAAAGAAUCAGAAAAGGAAUGGGGAUAAUAAUAAAGGGUCGACAAAUAUCUUGAAAGACGCAACAGAAAAACGCUCAAAGAAAAUUCAGGAAGCUUCAAAUAAAGAGCCAACUAAAUGUUUUCCUUCCCCAGCUUUGAUCUCAGUGAAGAUUGAAGAGGACUCUGAUCAAGAAGUUGAAAAACCAAAUCCCAAAAUUAAAGAGAACUCUAACAAUAAAAGUCUAGCCUCAACUGUCACAAAGCAAAAGGAUAAUGAAAAAGCACCAGACAAAAGUCAAAAGAAAACAACUACCGAUACUCCCCCACUUGAAAAGAAAUUGAAGAACACUAACAGCACCACAACUUCUGUAACCAAGGGAGUAAAGUACGAAAUGGAUGAUGCGGAGACUGAUUCAGAAGAUAGUGAAAUCAAAACUACAAAGACCGAAUCUCCUUUAAAACCGUAUGAAAAUAAAACGCCUGAAAGUUCCUUGAAUAAAGUCAGUAACACGGCCUGUAGUAACGCACAAAAGAAUGCUAAGCUGAAAACAGAUGCGAUCUCGGAUUCGAAAUCUGUAAGCAGCGAUGGCAUUAUAGACCCUCCUAAUCCAAAUGAAGCGCCUAUAGAUAUUAAGCCGGUUAUUAAAGGAGUAUCUGUCACGAAAAAGACAACAGAGAUAGUUGCAACAAAAGAUAUUAAUUUGUAUUUUGCCAAAAAGAGCGAACCUCAUAAAAAGUUCACACUCAACCAAUCAGUUCUUGAUACUAAACCGCUUACUGCACAAGCAAUUAAAAAAGUGUCCCCAUCAAUGCCGAAAAAUUUAAUAACUUUUUCACCAUUGACGUCGCACUCCAAGCAAAACGAGGACGCCCCAAAAGUCACUGUUAACAAAUUGGAGGUGAGUCCUGUUUAUAAUCCCAUUGAGAAAGACCCUGUCAAAAUGGACAAUGUACGAAAAGUUGUGAAUUUUCAAGGUGCGCGUUUCACUAUGAGUCCAGACAAAACCUUAAACAAAGUUCAAGGAACCCAUUUUGUUAAAGCUUGUCCAAAUUCAAACUUUGUCGCUACGAAAAGUGUACCGUUCAGACCAGUUGUGCAAGUGCAACCGACUAGCUUCCUGCAAAGUAGGCUGGAAGCUUUUAAGCAGGCCAGUAAAAAUACAGCUGUUUCUAACUCAGAUAACGCUGGAAAUGACUCAGACAACCAACAUGAACCUGCUAACAAACAAACCUGCAAUCAAAUAGGAAUGUCCCCACAAUCAAACUUCAAGCUUGCCAACAAUCAGUUCACUGGAAUUGCUUCAGUUUCGAAUCACGUAACCAGCAAUGGCACAGAGUUGAGUGAUGAUGCCAAAAGAGUGCAAGAAGCUCAGGAAGCACUUAUGAACCUAAAAGGAGGCUUCAUGGGGAAAAUGUCUCCUGAGAGUGCCGUUGCAAAGAAAUCCGCUGACGCUGGAAUGAUCCAGAAUGUGUGGAAGGAUGGCGUGGGUGUUAAACAGCGACCCAUUCAACCAACCCCAAUAAGAUUCGAAAUCCAAAAUUCGGAGUUAAGUCAGCAGCUUUACCAGCAACGCUCCUCAAGUUCGACAGAAACUCCGCAAUCAUUGAAUAAAAGCACGAAUACUCCAUACUUGGAUGAACACAGCAUAGAUGAAACGACGGAAGAUGGCAACCCUACUAGGAAAUCACAGAAGGAAUAUGACAGAGAAAAUCUUUUGAAAAUGGAAGCAGAUUGUGCAAAUAUUUUAGCGGCAUCGUUCGGAACUCAACCACUUUCACAAGAAAUGAUAAUUUAUAGAAGACCUUGCUCACCUGAGGAUUCGGAUAAGUACGUUUCGGCAGAAUCAUCCCCAUCCCCCGCAUCCUCUCCAUCCCGCUCUUCCGCAUCCCGAUCUCCAUCCCCACUCUCCUCACCAACCACAUCCCCUGUCCCACCUCCAGAUGAAGAUGCUGAAGAGGAAGAGGAGGAUGGAGAAAGUGUGUACCGCUCCUCCCCUCCCACGGCUGUCGACGUUGCUGUGGGCGACUCCUGUCCCCAACAGGAGGAUGGAGACGAUCUUCUAUUGGCUGAAGAGCAGGUGAUGAGGGAAGUUUGCACAACUUCCACUAACACAGAUUUCACAUCUUCUGAAGGAACACAAGUCCGAAUGUCACCUUCUAUUCCAGUGAACACGACAGCGGGUCUUCGCCGUUUCGCGAUGCUGGAAACUCGUCCUCUUACUUACGAAGAUCACCUGUUGCCUCUUCCAGACGAUGAUAAUCCACUCAUUAUUGAUGAGGGAGGAGAUGAUGCUACAAAAGAAUCUUCAGAAUCACUUCUAGGGUCGAAUAACAAUGAGGAAAAUACAAUGUGCUCUUCUUCGCAUGUUAUGAGUUCAGCUUGUAUAGAAGCCUUGGCCGAGGAAAUUUCCAUGGGCAGCCAUUCCGAUGGUUCUCUUAAAGAUAGCAAAUGUCCGACUCCUGGUUGCAACGGCAUCGGCCAUUCCACCGGCCUCUACUCGCACCAUAGGAGCUUGUCUGGCUGCCCAAGGAAAGAUAAAAUUACGCCUGAAAUUCUUGCCAUGCACGAGACGAUAUUGAAGUGCCCGACACCGGGUUGUAAUGGAAAGGGACAUGUCAACAGUAACAGAAAUUCCCAUAGAAGUCUUUCAGGAUGCCCCAUUGCUGCAAUGGAAAAAAUGGCUCAUAAAGAACACAAGACUCAAACUAAAACUGUCACAACUACUACAGUUACACAAACAGGCUUGAGCUCAGAGCGUGUUCUUCGACCCAUGUGUUUCGUGAAGCAACUGGAUCUUCAGGAUUACAAGUUCCCAAAUUACGUCAACACACAGACGCCCAGGACGAACCUCAACAAAGAACUAGAAAAGUACAGCAAGCCCCCUACUGAGUUCUCCUUCGACGUCUACAGACCCAUUGCGCCUAAACCAAAAGUGACGCCCCCUGCACCUGCUACAACCACUGAGCCCGAGGCAGAUGUUGCCCCAUCUCAGCAGCCCUCCCAACCUCAGAGGCCCACGCCCAUCGUUGUCAAGCCAAAGCCCCAGCAAGGAACUGCCUUUAAGCAGUUUUCUCUGGAGCCUGCGUCGGCUAUUAAUCUCUCAACCAAGAGUGGUGCCGACAACGUCAUGGACCUGUCCUCUUCCACAACACGCACCACACUCCACACGCUUGAUUUGAGUGCCAAUUCACGAUGUCCCACUGGAAUUUGCACAAAUUCUUUGUCAGGCAGCACUACCAUUCUCCAUCCCACACCACACCGACCGACAGUUCUGGUAACGCCAAAGCCAAUAUUCGGUGCAGCCAUUGAGCAAACUGAACCAGUGGAUUUCUCCACAGGAACUGCCACGGCCACUAGAGUUGGCGUCAUAUCCGCUCCUCUGGCACCAGUGACCGUGCAACCUCUGCUGACACCAGUGGAUUCUUUGCCAAUGUCACCACCUCCAGCACUUGUUCCGCAGGCACCUCAGACGCCUUAUCCGCCGCCCAACAGAUCACCAUUCUCACAAAUUCAAAGCCCCAUCACUCUGCAGGCCGCUGUACCAUCCCCUCAUCCCACUUCGCUGCCCGCAUCUCUGCCCUCCGCACUGUCCGCGUCACUGCCUCCGAGCUCUACUCAUCCUGCCACCAUCAACACUCAUCAUCCCAUAGCGCUGUCCACACCACAGCAACAGUGUCCUGGGAGGAUUAUAGGGUCGGCUACUAGUCAGGUUCAAACUGCGCCCUCGACCAUCCAGGUGUUGUCUUCCACGCCAGCAGCCAGCCUUUCUCUCUCAUCAGUGAGCUUGCAUUCCACUUCGUCAUCAUCAUUCACGAUAGCCUCUCUGUCCAGUUCACAUGUCCCAUCGAUCCUGGCAUCCCUGGCACAGACACUAGUUGUGACAGCAGCCCCUCAUCCUCAGCAACAGCAGACACAAUCAACGCCUAUCCUCAGGAGUCCAGUAACAUCCACCAACUCAAAUAACCUGCCUGCACCUGCCUGCCUCACUCUGUCUGUGACAACAGUUCUCACGCCGACCUGCAACACCACCACUCAGACCACUAAUAAAUGCAUCAACAACAAUCGUCAACUAUCUAUGGUCACGACAUCUAAUGACAGUGAUCAAGAUAGGGUACCAUCGCCUAGGCUAUUGAAAACUGCUCUGGCAGCUGUAAAAAUACGUGAAACUCGUGAGCCUAUUCACUGUCCGACACCAGGAUGUGACGGAAUGGGUCACGUGUCAGGAAACUACGCCACACAUCGCAGGUAUAAUUCGAAAGAUUUCAUUCCUUCAUGUAAAUUAUUAUCUCAUUUACAGUAUCGAUGA